UUUAGCGUUAAGUAUAAGAAAAGUCAAUUUAUAUUUAGAAGUGGUAUGUGAGCAUAAAGUUAUGAGAACAAAUAUGAUAUAACGUGUUGUUGAAAACAUACUGCAUUUUAAGUUUAAAAUUAUGCUUUUAACAUUUUCAUGUAGAAAAGAUGGUAAAGUUCGUAAAAUGCAACAUUCCCCAUAUCAAACAAAGAUUCGACUGGGAUUGCGGCAUAGCCUGCGUUUUGAUGUUGUUGUCAGAAAAGCAGAGAAAUUAUUUUAGUAAACAUUUUCUGGAAAUAUGUCAACAAGAGGGAUUUGGUACUAAUACUUGGACAAUUGAUAUAUCGUAUUUAUUGAAACGGUUUGAAGUCAAUCAUCGCUUAUAUACUACCAGACGUGCUCCUAAUUGUAAAGCUGGUAGCAGUGGAAAGAAGCUUACUGUCAAUGAUGCGGAUCGCAUCAAAAAUAGAUUUGCCAAGGCAGUCGCUAAUAACAUUAUCAUCAUUGACGGCGCUCUCUCUACAAAGGCAUUGAUAGAACACGUAGCUACUACUGGACCAGCUCUGGUGCUUAUAGACGAAGCCUUAUUGUCCUGUGACUUGUGUAAACAUAACAAGCUGUCUUCAGAAAUUAGGCGUGUCUUCGGUGGCCGAUAUCGCGGGCACUACGUGUUGGUGGUGGAGGUGGUGGGUUUUCGUCGGGGAGACUACAAGUUGCUGUAUCGUGAUCCAGCUCGAUCGGCAUCUGUCUGCGCCACAACACCGCGAAGAUUGAAUGCUGCUAGAUUGGUACCCUAUACAGAUUGCGAUGUUAUCCUUAUUGAUAAUAAGUAUUAAUACCUGUUGUGAUAAUUAAAGUAUAUACAUAAUUUCAAAUUGUUUAAAUGUAAGUUAUUGUACCAUUUAAUAAAAUACCCAAUUUCCAUUACUUUCUAAGAGUAAACUGGUUCGCUAUAGAUGGUAUAAUAUUAAUUGCUUGGAAUACAUAUACGAGUAUACUUAAACUGCAGUAAGGAACUGUAUGCACAUCACUGAUAAUUUUUAUGAAUUAAUUUUAUCACAGAAAAUAUAAUAAAAGCAGAUUUAUGCAGUCUUAUCACUACUCAAAUAAGUAAGAAAAAGAUAUUUACAUAUUUUGGUGUGAAAUCACUCGUACACCUGACAUAUAUUUCUAAAAGGAAACUUCGAUACACUUUACCGUUGGACUA
Molecule: messenger RNA, 1189 nt
Organism: Danaus plexippus (monarch butterfly)
Lineage: Eukaryota; Metazoa; Arthropoda; Insecta; Lepidoptera; Nymphalidae
Product: protein GUCD1
Exons: 4
Coding region: 150-818 (222 amino acids)
Source: RefSeq, a predicted model, not a curated record